Molecule: messenger RNA, 1338 nt
Organism: Penicillium cataractarum
Lineage: Eukaryota; Fungi; Ascomycota; Eurotiomycetes; Eurotiales; Aspergillaceae
Product: RNA-binding protein
Exons: 4
Coding region: 1-1338 (445 amino acids)
Molecular function (GO): RNA binding
Source: RefSeq, a predicted model, not a curated record
AUGUUCAUUGGUGGAUUGAACUGGGAGACCACGGAUCAAUCCCUUCGUGACUACUUCUCGCAAUUCGGCGAAGUCCAGGAAUGCACUGUGAUGCGUGACAGCGCCACUGGACGCUCUCGCGGCUUCGGUUUCCUUACUUUCCGCGAUCCCAAGACUGUCAACACGGUCAUGGUGAAGGAGCAUUACCUGGAUGGCAAGAUUAUCGAUCCCAAGCGCGCCAUCCCCCGCGACGAACAAGAGAAAACAAGCAAAAUCUUCGUCGGCGGCGUCAGCCAAGAAGCCACGGAACAAGACUUCAAACAAUUCUUCACCCAAUUCGGCCGCGUCAUCGACGCAACCCUCAUGAUCGACAAAGACACCGGCCGCCCCCGCGGCUUCGGCUUCGUAACCUUCGACAGCGAAGCCGCCGUGGAAAACGCACUCUCCCGCCCCCUCGAAAUCCUCGGCAAACCCAUCGAAGUCAAAAAGGCCCAGCCACGCGGUAACCUGCGCGACGAGAACCGCGGCGGCCGCGGCGGCCGCGAUAACUACCGCGAUAUGAACCAGGGCGGCGGUGAUUCGGGCCCCCAGCAGGGUGGUGGCGCUGGCGGACAGCAGGGUAUGGCAGGUGGUAUGACGCCGCAGAUGAUGGCACAGUAUUGGCAGCGCAUGCAGCAGUACUUUGCCAUGAUGCAGCAGCAGAUGGCCAUGGGCGGGGGCCAAAUGAAUAUGGGCGCGAUGAACCCGGCCAUGCUUCAGCAAAUGCAGCAGAUGCAGAUGAAGCAGAUGCAACAGCAGAUGGGCGGUGCCCAGCAACAGGGGGUCCCGCAGCAACAGCAGCAGCCUGGCGGUAUGAGCCCCAACCCAGCCUCGCCCGGUGCUCAACAGGCCAUGCCCAUGAUGAACCCGGCCAUGAUGCAGCAAAUGCAGGGCCAACCCCAGGGCCAACAGGGCGGCGCAGCUGGUAGUGACGGCGCCACUUCCGGCGCGGGAUAUAACCGCCAACAACCCGGGGGACCGGGCUACAAUGCGCAGGAACAAAUUGCCUUUGAGCAGCAGAAAUACGAGCAACAGCAGGCGCGCCGCGUUAUGGAUACCAACCGCGGUUACUCGCCGUAUCAGCAGGGUGGUCCAACCUCGUGGGAGGGUAUGUAUGACGAGGUUCCUCAGCCGAAUAUUCCCACCGGUCCGCAGGGUAUGGUUCGUGGUGGAAGCAUGGGUCGUGGCGCAACCCCCCAACCCCAAAGCGCAGCCCCCGCCAACGCCCCAACGGGCCCACGCAACGCGGGCAAGCCCGGCGCAAACUACCGCGGCGGUGGUCGUGGCGGACACCGUGGAUUCCACCCUUAUUCUCGGUAA